AUGACCAGUGCUCCAUGCGCACACAAAUUCACCAUUUCGUACCGAUUCCCAUUGUCGUCUGGGAGUCCGUCCCCUCCUCCCAUCCUACCAUCGUCGCCCGAUCUGGCGCAUCGAAACGAACCCGGGCCCUCCAACCCCUAUCUUGCCCUCCCGCCGCCUGAAGACAAGAUCCCCGACCUCGACGAACUCCCCUCCGAACAACCACCUUCACCCCCACCUACCACACCUGCUUGUACCAUGUCAGGACAUCACCGCAUCACCCUCGCCGCCAACCCCCCCUACUUUGAUGGGGACAAGUCCAGAUAUAUGGGCUUUGUGGACUCGUGCACCACCUACAUCGGUGCCUAUUGGUCGGAAUUCUCGCAGGACAAGACAAAAAUCCUCUUCAUCCUCUCGUACCUCCGCAACGAGGCUGGCAUGAGCUGCGCCACCUCGAGAUGGGCAAUGAACUGGAAACAGCGCAACUUCGAAAGCCUUAAUGGAAUAAAGGCUGGGGUCACCUCGGCGACCUUCUUAGAGGAGCUUCAGAGGGCCAGCAGCCUGGGCACAUUGCGCGGAACUGCCCAGAACCGAGGAAGAAGCGCACAUUCUUCAAUCGAGCCAUGA
Mycena citricolor is the source of this 606-nucleotide messenger RNA. Lineage: Eukaryota; Fungi; Basidiomycota; Agaricomycetes; Agaricales; Mycenaceae. The record is from the annotation of a GenBank genome assembly.